This is a messenger RNA of Paramecium octaurelia, 2233 nucleotides long. Lineage: Eukaryota; Ciliophora; Oligohymenophorea; Peniculida; Parameciidae. The record is from the annotation of a GenBank genome assembly.
AUGAACGGUCACCGCAAAUUAACACUUAAUGAAUACCAAACAAAGUUAAGGCAAAUCCAAGAGAACAGAAGUCCCAAAUCGAAUAAAUUUCACACACCUCAGCAAAAGGUCAAUUUGGCUUCUCCAAAGAUAUAAGUUGCUGGGAAAUAGCAAUAACAUAAACUAUUUACAGAUAGAUCCACUUCUACAUAUUAAAAUAUAAAUCUUCCUUUCACUUCUAAAAUGCCGAAGUUGUCUAAGCUACAAUCCUUGGAUGAAGAGUCUAAGUAAUGCGAAACUGUGAAAUUUCAUCUCACGAUUGAAUCUAAAAGCCCAAAACAAGAAGGCAUUGAUAAAUUAAGGAUAUAAUUGAACGACCAAUUUUUAAAGGAAAGCUCGAGAAAUAGAGCAGGUGCUUGUCUCUAAUUUCUUGAACCUACUCUGGUUCACAAUCUCUGUAAUAAUAUCUAAAUAAAUUUAGUAAACCUAUCUCCAAAAGUAAAGGUAAAUUCGGAGCUUCAUGCAUCGGUUUCUUCAAAGGAUUUAAAUGGUAACACAGCUCUUCAUUUUGCUGCAAAAAAUGGUAAUACACACCUUGCCCAAGCACUACUGUACAAAGAUAUACAAAUAGAUGAGUAGAAUGAAGAUAAAAUGACACCUUUACUGAUGAGCGCCUAUUAGUAUUUAAUGUAUAUAAUAACAUAGUGGGAAGUUGGAAACCUUACAAAUAUUAAUUAAUGUUGGAGCUAACAUCAAUCAUCAAGAUAUUCACGGCAAUUCAGCCUUGCAUUAUGCUUGUAAGUUUAAUUUUAAAUCGAUUGUGGAAUUUUUACUCUAAAAACAACAUCUAGUCUUGUAACAAAAUCUAGAGGAAAAAUACCCUGAUUACUACAUUGAGGAUCAAGACAUAGCGUAGAUCUACAAGGAUUAUUUAGAACAAACAAAAUGUAUAAAUAUUAAUUUACGUUUAGAAAAACAAACUAAAGAAGUUAUAAUACAAACAACACAAACAGAAACAAUAUUAAAAAUGUUUUAAAGAAAAAAUAUUAAAUAAUUAAAAAACUUAGUUUAAACAAGUAAGUCAUAAAACAACUUGGAUAAGAUACAGGUGUCAUCUCCUAAAAUCAAACAAUUAUAAACCAAAUUGCAAUAACUUGAAUAAUUUAAAACUUAAAUGUAAGGAUUAAAAAGACAAACAACCUUCUCAACCAAUUAUUCUGAAUCUUGUAAAAACAUAAAAGAUGAGGAGGAAAUCUCCCUCUCUUAAUUCUAGAUUCUAGGUUUAAUUGGUAAAGGCAGUUUUGGUCAAGUUUAUCUUGUUAAGAGAUAAAAUUAGUUAUAUGCAAUGAAGGUUUUAGAUAAAUCCAUGAUAUUAAGUAAUGUUUUAGUAAAUAUAAUAUAGAACACAAUCUGUUUCGUUAUGCUUAGACCGAAAGAAAUGUAUUAUCAAUAACAUCACACCCUUUCAUUGUGAAGUUAAGAUAUGCCUUUCAAACUCCAGAAAAACUCGUAAUGAUUUUAGAUUUUUGUCCAGGAGGAGAUAUGGGACAACUUUUGGAAGAGAAAAAGAGACUACCAGAAGCUCAAGUCAAAAAUUACAUUUGUGAAGUAAUCCUAGCUUUGGAAGAUUUACAUUAAAGAGAUAUAAUAUAUAGAGAUUUAAAGCCAGAAAAUAUUGUUAUUGAUGCAGAUGGGCAUGCCAUGCUAACUGAUUUUGGACUCUCAAAAGAGGGAAUAUUUGAUGCCAGUCAAGGAGCCAGAUCAUUUUGUGGUUCUGUUGCUUACUUAGCACCUGAAAUGCUUAGAAGACAAGGACACGGAAAGGCAGUUGAUUGGUAUCUACUUGGAGUUGUCAUGUAUGAACUAUUAGUUGGAGUACCCCCUUAUUAUGAUAAUGAAAAGGAUUAACUGUUUCACAAUAUUGAACAUGCUGUUCUCAAAAUCCCCUCUUAUAUUUCACCUGAAGGUAGAAACCUCAUUAAAUCAGUAUCUUAUAAUUGUCAUUAUUUAGCUUCUCCAAAGAAAUCCAAUCAAACGAUUGGGAUCAGGAGUAGGGGACUCGAAGGAAAUCAAAUAACAUCCUUAUUUUUAAGAUGUCGAUUGGGAAAAGGUAAAAAACAAAGAGUUGGAGCUUCCUAAACCAACAAGAAAGAUUCGGAUUAAUACCUAAACUGGUUAGGAUCUUUUUUAAUAAGAAUAUUUAGAACCAUCAUCUCAUAUUCAUGGUUGGUCUUUUGUUCAUGCAGAAUUUUGA